Messenger RNA from Camellia sinensis, 629 nucleotides. NCBI's taxonomy places the organism in Eukaryota, Viridiplantae, Streptophyta, Magnoliopsida, Ericales, Theaceae. The record is from RefSeq and is a predicted model, not a curated record.
AAUCCAAUCCCAUCCUCUCUCUCUCUGUCUCUGCCUCUCUAGAUAGAAUCAAUCACCGAGCAAGCAAAGCGAUAGCCAUGUACAACAAUGCAGAGGAAGAGUCUCCAAUCCAGCCCCUCCUCCCUCAUCACUACCUCCGUCGAUCAGCCUCCAACACCACCUCUCAGCUAGCGAUCGUCGGCUCAAACCUCUGCCCCAUCGAAAGCCUAGACUACGAGAUUGUAGAGAACGAUUUCUUCAAGCAAGACUGGAGGAGUCGGAGCAAGAUCCAAAUAUGCCAGUACAUAUUCAUGAAGUGGACUCUCUGUUUCGCUAUCGGAAUCGUUGUCGGUCUCGUCGGUUUCACCAACAAUCUCGCCGUCGAGAACGUUGCUGGCUAUAAGUUCGUCGUCACUUCCGACAUGAUGUUGGCUAGAAAGUUUCUGGCGGCGUUUCUUGUUUUUGCUGCCUCAAAUUUUGUUCUCACCUUGUUCUCUAGUGUAAUCACGGCGUUGAUAUCGCCCGAGGCUGCUGGUUCGGGUAUACCUGAAGUCAAAGCCUACUUGAAUGGCGUAGACGCCCCGGGAAUAUUUUCUCUACGGACUCUGCUUGUUAAGGUAAUAUUGAAUUCUUAAUGGCUGGCCUGUCUU